Pieris rapae (cabbage white) is the source of this 1022-nucleotide messenger RNA. RefSeq lists its product as uncharacterized. Gene Ontology annotation, biological process: mitochondrion organization; multicellular organism development; regulation of mRNA processing. The coding region runs from base 14 to 433 and encodes 139 amino acids. NCBI's taxonomy places the organism in Eukaryota, Metazoa, Arthropoda, Insecta, Lepidoptera, Pieridae. The transcript has 4 exons. Gene Ontology annotation, molecular function: RNA binding. Gene Ontology annotation, cellular component: mitochondrion. The record is from RefSeq and is a predicted model, not a curated record.
UUUUAUUUCAGCCAUGGCUUUAAGGAAUAAUGAACCACACAUAGCUCUAGAGUGUAUAUCGUUACAAACACCGCAUUACGUCACAAUUAGGAAUAUUAAAGUCAUAGCUUUAUGUCAAGUGGGUAGGAUUGACGAUGCCUUGCCAAUUCUAAGAGGUGUUUUGGAUAUAGACUCUCCGAGUAGAAUAGACAAACACACGUUCUUUUCAGAGACGAUAAAAGCAGCACAGGAAGCGGUAAAACAAAAGAAUGACAAAGAUCUUGAAAAGACUUUUGAAAAUAUCGAAAAGGCUUUACGGGAUCGCGAUCUCAUAGAUGAUCAGACUUUAGACAAGUUGGUGACAAGCGACAUUAUAUUAUCUGUGAAGAAACACGACAAACCUCGUGGUAUGCCUAAAAUGCCGUUUGGUCAGAGGCAACGGAAUUUGAGUUAAUUACAAUUAUAAAUAUAAUGCAAUGUAUGAUUCGUACUAUGUGAUAAUAUGUAAAAUUAACUGUAUUAAAAUGUUAUGUACACAAGUCUUUGAUUUAAAAACAAAAUCAAAUUUAAGAUAUAUUCAAAAUAUACAGAGAAUUUAUAUUUAAUGACAUCGUAAAAUUAUGUGGACCGCAAUAUUUAGUUAUAUUUUAUAAAUAUAAGAACAAAAUUCCAAACUCUGUGAAUAUGUAUGUUUUAACCGACUUCAAAUAAGGAACAUCAAAAAGUAUUUUCAAAUUGGAAAUACUAAUUUUUCCUUUUACAUCCUUGAACAAAAAAUCUGAUAUGUUAUUCAGGGAGAAUUACAAUGGUGAAAGAAAGCGGUUCAGUAGAAUUUGAGUUUCUUACCAAAAAAUCGUUCCUUUUGUAGUAUUAGUAUAGAUUUAUUACUACAUAUUUAAUAUUGUUUUUAUGUGGUACGAAUCAUUUGUACCAACGAAGAAAUUGCAUUUUGAUGUCAAAUAUAACAGAUUUAGUUGUCUGAAAUGGAAUUGUGUGCUUGAUUGUGAAUGUUUAAAAUUGUUCAAAAUAAAGUGUUGAUGUAG